This is a messenger RNA of Heteronotia binoei (common prickly gecko), 1182 nucleotides long. Its product is annotated as sulfotransferase 2B1-like. Gene Ontology annotation, biological process: sulfation. Bases 156 to 1016 code for a protein of 286 amino acids. The transcript has 7 exons. Gene Ontology annotation, molecular function: sulfotransferase activity. Gene Ontology annotation, cellular component: cytoplasm. Lineage: Eukaryota; Metazoa; Chordata; Lepidosauria; Squamata; Gekkonidae. The record is from RefSeq and is a predicted model, not a curated record.
ACUUUUUUCAUUUUGUUUUCCACUCACAAUUGAGCAACAGAACUGAUUCUGACCUAGUAUCUCCAGAGAGCACGGAAGUCCAGAAAGGAAAGGACCAAAGAUCAGAAGCAGUGAGAUAAAGAGAGAGAGGGACACGCUGAAUUCUGAGUUUUACAAUGUCAUCAGUAGAAUAUAUCAGCUACAAAGGAAUCCUGUUCCCUUCUACGGGUUAUUCACUGGAAACUCUGGAUCAAGUGGAAAAUGAAUUCCAGAUCCUGGAUGAUGAUGUAAUUACUGUCACUUAUCCCAAGUCAGGCACCCAUUGGAUGGCAGAGAUCUUGAGCUUGAUCUCGCAGAAAGGGGACCCCACAUGGACACUCAAUGUGCUACUGUGGGAACGGUCUCCUUGGAUUGAGAGUGAGGAUGGAUUGAAGCAAGCCUUGCAAAAUCCUCCACCCCGGCUUUUAAAUAGUCACCUUCCAUUUCAGCUUUUCCCCAAAUCCUUUCUGCACACCAAAGCCAAGGUUAUCUAUACCUUGCGUAAUCCCAAGGAUGUGCUGGUCUCAUAUUACUUCUUCUCCAUGAUGAUACAAAUACUAAAGACACCUGGGAGCCUGCAAGAGUAUCUGGAGGAUUUCCUGACUGGGAAUGUGUUCAAUGGUUCCUGGUUUGACCAUGUGAAGGGCUGGAUGGAGUUGAAAGGAAGACCCAACUUUUUCUACAUCACCUAUGAAGAACUGCAGCAGGACCUGAGAGGCUGUGUGGAGAAGAUCUGCCACUUCCUUGGGAAAGAGCUCAAUAGCCAGCAACUUGACUCUGUGGUGGAAUAUGCCUCUUUCCAGAAGAUGAAGGAGAACAAGAUGUCCAAUUUCACCCUGAUGCCUGAUAGUGUUGUGGACCACACAAAAGGAGAGUUGAUGAGGAAAGGGAUCUCUGGGGACUGGAAGAACCACCUGACAGUGGCACAGAAUGAAUACUUCGACCGUGUUUAUCGGGAGAACAUGCAGGGCAUGAGGACUACCUUCCCGUGGGACUGAAGCAAACCAAAUUUUCAUCGUGUUCUGUAUCCUCUCAACGUCUUCUGUGUUGCAGCUGAGAAAUCAGCACCACCUAAUUAGGAAUUCUGAGUUCUUUGGAUGUGAUUGGAUGUGUGUCAAAGGCAUGGUCCGCACAGAACCUAAUAAAGUGUCCCAUACAACCAGG